AUGGACGGAGACAAUAGUGGUGUGCACAAUGAAUUUGACCUCUUCAUGACAAGCACACACAACCACCUAUUCCAGCACAACCAUAGUGAUGAGAUGGAUGACCUGCCUGGAGCCUCUACUAUCGUGGGCAACACUGAUGAUGCCAACGUUGUUGUUGCAGACCACGACAACAACGAUGGAGAGACCCAUAGUGAGCAGACAAUGGCCACAAGGCGUGCAAAGUAUCAUCGUCUGCGCAGUGAACAAAUCCAACAACUUGAAGCGUACAAUACAUACUCAAUCAAUGUUUCUGUGUUCUGGGAUUGCCCUUAUCCAAAUGAGAAACUCCGGAAGGACCUUAGCGAGAGGCUUGGCAUGAGUGCCCAGCAGGUCAAGUUUUGGUUCCAAAAUAAACGCACCUUCAACAAGGGCAAGAUGCAGCGGUGGGAGACCCAAAAUUGUUGGAUAGAAAACAAGAAGCUGAAAACUGAACGUCAAGCCAUCAUGUUGGCUAUGCAAAACAAGACUUGCCUCAAAUGCAGAGGGGUGAUGGUACAAACACAACAUACUUCGGAGUUCCAACGCCUAUACACCGAGAAUAUGAGGCUCAAGGAAGAACUCCUACACGCCACUGCCUAUCUUAAAGAGGGUCUUCGCCGAAAUGGCAUGUCGCUCCCAUCGGCCCGCGACUGA
Molecule: messenger RNA, 672 nt
Organism: Triticum turgidum subsp. durum (durum wheat)
Lineage: Eukaryota; Viridiplantae; Streptophyta; Magnoliopsida; Poales; Poaceae
Source: the annotation of a GenBank genome assembly